CUGAAUCCUAUGGACGUGUACGAGCUAGAGGACAUAAUGUUGGAUUUAAAGAUUGUUUUCCAAAGUCAAAAGGUGGUGUAAGAUCACUUCAUGAGAGACAAAUUAUUUAUGAAAAUGAGACACGGAGAAAAUAUGAAACAGAAAUUGAAAGUUUGAAGAAGGGCACAAAUGACAUUGAAAAAAUUUUUAAGGCAGUAAUGAAGGCUCUUGAAGAGAAGUCACAUGGUCAUCAAGGUUUAUCCACUGAUAUUGAAGCUCAUUUUUCUCCAAACAUAGUACAAGAAAUGGAAGAUGAAGACAUAGCCAAUGAUCACGUAGAAGAAGAAAAUGUGGAACACAGUGUAGAAGAUAAAAAUGAUUAUCCCAAUUUGCUACAGGAUGAAAGUAAUUAUCCCAAUUUGGUACAAAAUGAGUCAUUCAUUGAUGUUAUUGUGACACCAAAUCAAGGUACAUGUAGUCGGUUAGAUUUGGAAAAUCUCAUUGAUAAACAGGCAACAAGAUGUGUUCUUUUGGAUUCCAUACAUCGUAAGGUUGCCAAAGGUAUUAUUAGACAAGCUGCUGAAGUUCAUAAUAAACCGUUAGAAGAAAAUGAUUAUCGAAUAGAAGUUAAUGAACUCUUGAUUCCUGAUGCUUUAAUACCUAAUGCAAUUGAUCCUGCUAAGAUUUACUUAGUUAAACAUGUCUUUAGAUCUUAUGUGGCAUGGCCAAAACAUCUUGUUCUUUUAGAGGGUGAGAAAAUUAAAAAAUAUACACCAAAGAGAAAAAGAACCAAUACAAAACAACCCCAGCCAAUUCUACCCAAAACACAAUCACAGCAACAACAAGAGACUAGUUUAGCUUCUUCAAGCUCUAGUGCAAGGCCACCACAAAAUUCACAAAAAGUAACCUUCAUAGAUGAUGUUCCCUCAAAUCUAAAAGCUAUGUGGAAUGAUAUUAUGAAAAAAUCUGAAUCAUUUAUGAUUAGUGUGCCUGUGAACGAACACAUGUUUGGUAUUAAAGAGCAUAGCAUAGCAGUGAUUAAAGAAGAUGUUCAAUUUAUGGUAUAUUUUGAAAUAAUCACAGCUGCUUGCAUAUCACUAUAUAUGAGGUACGUACUUUACAAUAUAAUAACUAUUUUCUUUCUUAUUUUAUAUUUUUAAAAGCCUUGUGAUAAUUGUAAAUCAUGUACACGUACGUUUUUGUAUACAAUACUUGUGGAGAAUGAAAGAAUGCAUUUAUUUACAUUAUUGAGCCUCAACUUUUAGCUGCAAUACUAGGGAGAACACCUGAUGAUAGAGCUAGAGAUCUUGCAAAAAGACUUGGAGAAAUUAUACCAAGACAACUACUCAUGGCAGCCUUUAAUGAUGGGAGACAUUGGAUGUUCUUGUUGAUUGACGUAUCUAAAGAGAUAGUAUACUUUUUUGAUCCCCUUGGAGGCUACAUUCCUCAAGAUUGUAAGAAUGUUGUAGGAAUUGCAUUUCAGUUGCAUAACUUAGCAAAGGGCAAAAGAAUGAAACAAGAUUCAUUACAAUGGUAUAAUGUUAAGUGUCCUCAACAACAAGAUUCAAAAACAUGUGGCUUUUACAUUUGCGCCAUGAUGAGAGAUCUUGUGUUUGAACCUCAACCAAGUAGUUAUAUAAAAUCAAAGUGUAAUAAUCAGGAUUUUUACUCAAAGGAUCAACUAAAUGUGGUACGACGUGAGUGGGCAACACAUUUGAACAAUUUUAAAAUUUAGAGAGUUAAAGUUUAAAAUUUAUAAAUGCAUAUUUUGAACUAUAUUGUUGUAAUUAAUUUUCUUUAAAGAGAUUUGUAAUUGUUA
Cannabis sativa is the source of this 1798-nucleotide messenger RNA. RefSeq lists its product as uncharacterized. Gene Ontology annotation, biological process: proteolysis. The transcript has 6 exons. Gene Ontology annotation, molecular function: cysteine-type peptidase activity; deNEDDylase activity. The record is from RefSeq and is a predicted model, not a curated record. Bases 1328 to 1714 code for a protein of 128 amino acids. Lineage: Eukaryota; Viridiplantae; Streptophyta; Magnoliopsida; Rosales; Cannabaceae.